This is a messenger RNA of Cannabis sativa, 1480 nucleotides long. RefSeq names its product nuclear transcription factor Y subunit A-7-like. Gene Ontology annotation, molecular function: RNA polymerase II cis-regulatory region sequence-specific DNA binding; DNA-binding transcription factor activity, RNA polymerase II-specific. The record is from RefSeq and is a predicted model, not a curated record. The transcript has 6 exons. The coding region runs from base 393 to 1088 and encodes 231 amino acids. NCBI's taxonomy places the organism in Eukaryota, Viridiplantae, Streptophyta, Magnoliopsida, Rosales, Cannabaceae. Gene Ontology annotation, biological process: regulation of transcription by RNA polymerase II.
CAAGCAAAGUUGGUACUAUAGUAGUGGUAAAUACUACAUAUAGUAGUAGAGUAGUGGAGAGAGAAAGUAGAUUGAGAGAGAGAGAUGGUGGUGGGUAGUGGGUGUUUUUAUUGGAGAGAAGAAUUGAAUUAACGAGUGUUUUUGUAUUUAUUAGUUACAGCAAACCCAAGAAGAAGAGGAGGAAGAAGUAGAAAGAGAGUAAACUAGUGAGAGAGAUUGAGAGAGAGAAAGGAGGAGGAAGAGGAGGAAACAUGUCCAAGUUCAUCCCAACACCUCUGUAGCUUGCUUCUUCAUAGCGUAUCAGAUUCCAAAGACUAAGUGUACUCUACUACUGAAGCGUUGGUCAAUAUCAAGAAAAGUUGUGAUUUGUGAGGGAUCAACUCAAAAUUUCCAUGAUUUCAUCAGAAUCUGGAGAGGAUGCAAUGUCCUCCGAGGGUGCUGAGGAUCAGAUGAAACCGGCCUUCUUCUUGAGCAAACCGGAUUUCAUGCUCCAUCAUUCACAACUUGGUGGCAGCCAUUCAUUGGCUAGCGUUCAAUACCCCUAUGCUGAUCCAUACUAUGGUGGUUUUUUGACUUCAUAUGGCCCACAGGCUCUUAUGGUGGGGUUGCAAUCCACACGAGUUCCACUGCCUUUGGAUCUUACAGACAAUGGGCCCAUCUAUGUCAAUGCAAAGCAGUAUCACGGAAUUCUCAGGAGGCGGCAGUCUCGGGCAAAACAAGAAGCUCAGAACAAACUCAUAAGAAACCGCAAGCCAUAUCUCCAUGAGUCUCGGCAUCUGCAUGCCUUGAAUAGGGUAAGGGGAUCUGGUGGACGCUUUCUCAGCAAAAAACAGCUCCAACACCAGUCUUCUGAUUCUAACUCCUCGUCCUCCUCCUCCUCGAAGCUGCUGCAUCAGAAGAAUGACAGAAUGAACUCUGGGUAUGCUGAGUAUGUCACCUCAGUUACCACCUGCUCGGACACCAUGAGUGUUUCCGACAGCAGUGGGCUACGGUUCUCUGGAGCAACGUCACACAUGGGCGGGGCCAUGCAAUGCAGUGAGAGGCUGUUGCAUGGGGGAACCCAGCACUGUGCUUCAGUUGUUCGGUGAAACACAAGACCAUGCAUCGUCCAUGGUCGGGCAAAUCAUCCUUGGCUUUUGUUACUGUUUACGUUCUAUAUUUGCUGUUCUACUUUGGUUCAAGCAAAAGAAGAAAAAAAAUGCUGUUUGCUGAACUUUGUUCUGGAAACUGGACCAGAGCUACUACUGCCUACUGUAUCCUAUGUUGUUUAUAAUCAUGUCAUAAAAAAAAGUGCUUGUUGUACUGCUCGAAUUCCUCAAUUUGUGACUACUUUCUGUGUGUUGUUAUCUUACUACGAAUAUCAAUGUUUUAGUAUGCACUUUGGUUGGUUGGUUGGUUGUUGAGGUCGCUUGUGAACAUUUUAUAAUAUGUAAUUUUUUAUUUUCUUCGUUUUAAGAAUCAGAAUUUAUAAUUGGUUUUA